GUACGCAUGACUCGAUUCUGUUCGGCUCGGUCGGACUUUCGGAGAAUAGAGAAGAGGAGAGCAGAGCUCGAGAGCGCCGGAGCGCAUUGAGCAGCAAGUAAACAAGUAAGCCUGUCUCUCAGCUCAGUCGAAAAAAAACGUUGAAUGAGUCAGAUGCGGGUCGGAUGAAAAAUCCUAGUCUGGUAAGGGGUGACUAUGCGAUUGACUCAAUAAAUUGGUCCAAUAAUGGUAAUGACGACGGCUCUCCAAUGUCCAGUUCUGAUGUGGAAACUUUUAAUGGGAAAAUAGUUUACAAUCUUGAUGGCAGCGCACACAUCAUCGCCACAGAUAAUACCAAUGGAGGUGGAUCAGGGUCUGGCCAAAAUUGUUAUGGUUCAGCAUCGAAUUCACUAAAGAACCUGUCAAAGGCUAAAGAUCGAAGGCAGGAAGAGAUAGAUAUAGAACACCCGUCCCAGUAUCAUCUAGAGCAAAGCGAGAACGAGAGGCAGGAGGAAGCUGUGGAUACUCGUCCUGGUUUCGAAUCCUUAGGAGGCGCUUGCCACAAAUCAAGUCCAAAAAUCCAUUCCUUUCGUGUGGUGUCCGCACAAGAUGCUAACUCAACUUGUCAGGAUCAAAUCAGAGCAUUUAAAAUCCAGAAACCAAUUUUAAUGUGUUUUAUAUGCAAGUUGUCUUUCGGCAACGUUAAGUCCUUUAGCUUGCAUGCAAACACUGAACACCGACUCAAUUUGGAAGAGCUGGACCAGCAGCUACUUAAUCGCGAGUACUCCAGUGCCAUUAUACAAAGAAAUAUGGAUGAAAAGCCACAGAUAUCCUUUCUACAGCCCUUGGGUAAUAAUGACGCCUCUGCUGAUAGCAAUGAUACCGAGAAGCUUCAAACAGCAACUGAGGGCAGUGACGCCACUCUGCCUUCGUCUCCGCACCCAGUUAUCAGGAAUGACUCUGAACUUGAGCCCGAAAAUAAGCAAGAGACUGAGCAGAAUCGGCUCCUGAACCAGGACCGGGAGCAAGAGUCUGAAUCAGAUCAGCACACUAGUAGUAGUAAAAUGGCGGCACCUAGUGCAUAUAUCCCAUUAUCAUCGCCCAAAGUAGCGGGAAAAUUAACUGUGAAAUUUGGUUCCUUAAACUCAGCAACAGCAAAGACUAAUAACCUAUCAAAAGUUUCCUCAACCAGUUCACCACCAUCGACAUACGCAUCCGGGGAAGUCUUAUCACCCAGUACUGAUAAUAUAAGUAACCAUAAGUCAACACAUUGCAACCAAGAAACAGAGCCACCCUCGUCGUCUUCGUCAGAGGUGGAAAUGAAGAUUGGCUCUAUGUCCACAUCACCUCAAACAAAUGAUUCGGAUGUUCCAUGCUCAGGUUUUUUGCAAAUGCAGCACAUGACAACAGGUGGUGCAUAUACUCCUCAAGUCAGUUCCUUCCAUGCAUCUUUAGCUGCGCUGGCCGCCAACGAAUCAAAUGACAACCGGGUUAAGCUGAUCACAGAGUUCCUUCAACAGCAGCUGCAGCAACAUCAGAGUUCCUUAUUUCCAAGCCCAUGUCCCGAUCACCCCGACCUCAAUGGUGUGGACUGCAAAACCUGCGAACUCCUUGACAUCCAGCAGCGGUCAAAGUCACCGUCUUCUUCACAUCACCAGUUUUCUCAAUCUCUUCCCCAGCUGCAAAUUCAGUCGCAGCCCCAGCAAACCCCACAUCGCUCACCUUGCAGCAACAGUGUUACCCUGGCCGUAUCACCAAGCGCCUCCUCGGUGGCCAGCGCUGGAAAUGCGUCGACCGCCACAUCCAGCUUUACAAUCGGCGCCUGUUCCGAGCACAUCAAUGGUCGUCCCCAAGGAGUAGACUGUGCGCGCUGUGAAAUGCUUCUAAACUCGGCUCGAUUAAAUAGCGGCGUGCAAAUGUCCACUCGCAAUUCCUGCAAGACUCUUAAAUGCCCCCAAUGCAAUUGGCACUAUAAAUAUCAGGAAACUUUGGAGAUCCACAUGAGGGAGAAACAUCCAGAUGGGGAGAGUGCCUGUGGUUAUUGCCUUGCAGGACAACAGCAUCCUCGGCUGGCACGGGGGGAAUCCUACUCUUGCGGUUAUAAACCGUAUCGCUGUGAAAUCUGUAACUACUCCACGACCACCAAGGGUAAUCUUUCCAUUCAUAUGCAAUCGGACAAACAUCUGAACAAUAUGCAGGAGCUAAACAGCUCUCAAAAUAUGGUUGCAGCUGCGGCUGCUGCAGCGGUGACUGGCAAACUGCUGCUGUCCAGCUCCUCGCCCCAAGUAACCGCUGCAGGUUCAUCCAACAGCGGGUCUGGCGCAGGCAGUGGCUCAUCCAACAUUGUCGGCGGCACCACAUCCCUGAGCGGAAGCGCAACGCCUUCCGCAACUGGAGCAAAUAGUUCCAAUGCCAAUGCCGGAAGCAAUACAAACAACGCCGGUACCAAGCCAAAGCCUUCAUUUCGAUGCGACAUCUGCAGCUAUGAUACUUCCGUGGCCCGCAACCUGCGCAUACACAUGACCAGCGAGAAGCACACCCACAACAUGGCAGUGCUUCAGAAUAAUAUCAAGCACAUCCAGGCAUUUAAUUUCUUACAGCAACAGCAACAGAGCGGCACUGGGAAUAUUGCUGGCCACAGCUCCGGAAGCUUUAUGCCCGAGGUGGCUCUGGCUGAUCUCGCGUACAACCAGGCCCUUAUGAUCCAGCUUCUUCACCAACAGCAACAACAUCAGCAGUCAGCUAAUACCAAACUAUCGCCGUCGUCUUCGCCCGUGAGCACUCCUGAUCAGUUUUCCUUUUCUCCCAAGCCAAUAAAGCUCAAUCAUGGAACAGGAGCUGCCAUGGGGAUAGGAAUGGCAAUGGGAAUGGGAAUGAGCCACUCAAACGAAGUGUCCGGCGAAUUAUCAGGGGAUCCUCACCCGCUAACAAAAACGGAAAAAUGGCCCACGGCUUUCUACAGCUGCCUAAUCUGCGAUUGCUUCAGUACGAACAACCUGGACGAUCUGAACCAGCAUUUGCUGCUAGAUCGAUCCCGACAAUCCUCCAGCGCAUCCUCCGAAAUAAUGGUUAUUCACAAUAACAACUAUAUAUGCCGGCUGUGCAACUACAAGACGAAUCUCAAGGCAAAUUUCCAACUACACAGCAAGACGGACAAGCACUUGCAGAAGCUCAACUUUAUCAACCACAUCAGAGAGGGCGGUCCCCGGAACGAGUAUAAAAUGCAGUAUCAGCAGCAGCUUGCCGCAAAUGUAGUGCAACUUAAGUGCAACUGCUGCGACUUCCACACAAAUUCUAUCCAGAAGCUGGGUCUGCACACACAACAGAUGCGUCACGACACAAUGCGAAUGAUAUUUCAGCAUUUACUGUACAUUGUUCAGCAAAGUGAAAUGCACAAUAAGUCGUCGGGUUCUGCUGAAGAUGAUCCUCAAUGCGCCUGCCCGGAUGAAGAUCAGCAAGUGCAGUUGCAGUCGUCCAAAAAACUGCUCCUUUGUCAGCUGUGCAACUUCACCGCUCAGAACAUCCAUGAAAUGGUACAGCAUGUGAAAGGAAUAAGACACUUGCAAGUCGAGCAAUUUAUCUGUUUGCAGCGUCGCAGUGAGAACCAAGAAAUACCCGCACUGAACGAAGUAUUCAAAGUGACGGAAUGGGUCAUGGAAAACGAAGAUGUUUCUUUCGCAUCUGGCCUAAAUUUGGCUAGAACCGCAACCAAUGAUGCAACGGAUGCCAGCUAUGCUGCGGCAUCAUCUGCGGCAGCUCCUGCCAUUCCGGAUGUCAGUAUGUUUUCACCAACAUCUCCCUCAAGUUGCGCAACAUCUUGCGAUAAGAAUUUGAGUCAAAUUGUAUCGCCAAACGUAAAUAAACUUGGUUCAGGCGUCCCUACAACAGUAUUCAAGUGUAAUCUCUGCGAAUACUUCGUCCAAUCUAAAAGCGAAAUUGCGUCUCAUAUUGAGACUGAGCACUCAUGUGCUGAGAGUGAUGAGUUUAUAACUAUACCAACCAACACGGCUGCCCUGCAGGCUUUCCAAACAGCUGUGGCUGCAGCUGCUCUAGCUGCCGUGCAUCAAAGAUGCGCUGUUAUAAAUCCACCGAUACAGGAGACCGUCGACGAAGACAAGGACUUAGAUACGAAUGUCAGUGACGCUCCUCUGGGCAUAAAACAAGAGCGCGUCGAACAGGAAGUUGAUCGUACGACAUCAAUGGAGGAUAUUAAAGACUUGGCCUCCCAAGCGACAGAAUCUGGAGCUCCAGAGUCGCCAAAAGUUGCAGAAACUGAAGUUGGGGUACAGUGUCCGCUUUGCCUCGAGAACCAUUUCCGGGAAAAACAGUACUUGGAGGACCAUUUAACAAGCGUUCAUAGCGUUACAAGAGAUGGCCUCUCCCGGCUCUUACUUCUGGUGGAUCAGAAAGCUUUGAAAAAAGAGAGCACAGAUAUAGCAUGCCCUACAGACAAAGCUCCAUACGCAAAUACGAAUGCGCCCGAGAGAGCACCAUCCCCUAUUGAAAACACCUGCAACGUUAGCCUUAUCAAAUCAACCUCAGCUAACCCAAGCCAGUCAGUGAGCUUGCAAGGACUAUCUUGCCAGCAAUGUGAGGCAAGCUUCAAGCACGAGGAACAGCUACUUAAGCAUGCCCAACAGAAUCAGCACUUUCCUUUGCAAAACGGGGAGUAUUUGUGUCUUGCAGCCAGCCACGUUAGCCGUCCUUGCUUCAUGAGUUUCAGAACCAUUCCAGCUAUGAUCAGCCACUUUCAAGACAUGCACAUCAGCCUGAUUAUCUCGGAGCGCCAUGUCUACAAGUAUCGUUGCAAACAGUGCUCCUUAGCAUUUAAAACACAGGAAAAACUUACCACGCAUAUGCUCUACCAUUCGAUGCGGGAUGCUACAAAGUGCUCCUUUUGCCAACGUAACUUUCGCAGUACACAGGCGCUUCAGAAACACAUGGAACAAGCACACGCUGAGGAUGGAACCCCAUCAACAAGGACAAACAGUCCGCAGACGCCGAUGUUAAGUACUGAGGAGACUAACAAGCAUCUUUUAGCGGAGUCCCAUGCAGGAGAAAGAGAAGUUUCAGGGAGUGAUGUCUCGCCAAUUGAACUGGAGGCGCACCUAAACAAAGAAACUAGACAUUUGUCACCUACUCCAAUGUCUCUCGAUUCCCAAUCACAUCAACAAUACCUCGCGACUUUCGCUGCUUUGCUCAAACAACAGCAGUGUAACUCAGAUGCUGUAGGCCUUCAUCCCGAAACGCUGUCUAUGUCCACUGGAGAGAUGCCCCCUCAAUUGCAGGGUCUACAAAAUCUUCAGCAUAUACAACAGCAUUUCGGAGCAGUUGCUGCCGCAUCGGGUCUUCCAAUUAACCCGGUCGAUAUGCUUAAUAUAAUGCAAUUUCACCACUUGAUGUCCCUCAACUUCAUGAACUUAGCACCGCCCCUAGUAUUCGGCGCCAAUGCUGCAGGCAAUGCAGUAUCUGGGUCAUCAGCGCAAAAUAACAGCAUUACAACCGCCACCGCAACAUCUGCUUCAGGACUGGGUGAUACACAUCUUACCACUGGUGUCAGCUCUUUACCGGUAGAUUCGGGGAAAGCUACCGCAGUUCCACCUCAAACUCAGCUCAAUGCGAACGCAAACUCUCAGCAGCUGGCCAGCAACCAAAAACGAGCUCGAACGCGUAUUACAGAUGAUCAGCUUAAAAUAUUGCGGGCCCAUUUCGAUAUAAAUAAUUCGCCAAGCGAAGAGAGCAUUAUGGAGAUGUCUCAGAAAGCAAAUCUACCAAUGAAGGUGGUUAAACAUUGGUUCCGGAACACGCUAUUUAAGGAAAGACAACGUAAUAAGGACUCUCCUUAUAAUUUUAAUAAUCCACCAUCGACUACUCUGAAUUUAGAAGAGUAUGAACGUACAGGACAAGCCAAAGUUACCCCUUUAAAUGAUACUUGUAGCGUCGCAGUAACAGGACCAAUGACUUCAUCAACUAUUUCAUUACCACCAUCUGGUAGUACCAAUUUAAGCUCUAAAGAAAACGCAACUUCAAAAGUACUAGCGGCGGGAAAAGCUAACGCAUCAGGGCCUGUUACAUUUACUGCAACUGUUCCAGUUUCAACACCGUUAUCUCGUCCAGAAUCGACGAACUCAAGCGGCAAUAUAUCCGACUAUAUAGGCAAUAAUAUAUUUUUCGGACAGCUCGGGAGCAAGGACCAGAUCUUGCCGUACUCUUUAGACGGGCAAAUAAAGUCAGAGCCGCAGGAUGAUGUGAUUGGGGCAACUGAUUUUGCAUACCAAACAAAGCAGCAUUCAAAUUUUAGCUUUUUAAAACAGCAACAGGAUCUAGUGGAUCCCCCAGAACAGUGCUUGACAAAUCAAAACGCGGAUACGGUACAGGACCAAUCCUUGCUAGCGGGUGCGGCUCUUGCAUCCAAUUGUCAGAGUCAACAGCAAAUAAAUAUAUUUGAAACUAAAUCAGAAAGUGGGAGUUCCGAUGUACUGUCACGCCCUCCGUCUCCGAAUAGUGGAGCUGCCGGAAAUAUGUAUGGAAGCAUGAAUGAUUUAAUAAACCAGCAAUUGGAGAAUAUGGGUAGUAACAUGGGACCACCAAAAAAAAUGCAGAUUGUUGGAAAAACGUUUGAAAAGAACGUAGCUCCAAUGGUGACCUCAGGCAGUGUUAGUACUCAGUUCGAAAGCAACUCUUCAAACUCUUCGAGCUCCUCAUCGUCGACAUCAGGUGGCAAGCGAGCUAAUCGGACUCGUUUUACAGACUACCAAAUAAAGGUUUUGCAGGAGUUCUUCGAGAACAACUCAUAUCCAAAGGACAGCGAUCUCGAGUAUUUAAGCAAGCUUUUGUUACUGUCUCCCCGGGUUAUAGUAGUUUGGUUUCAAAACGCCAGACAAAAGCAACGUAAGAUUUAUGAAAACCAGCCGAACAAUACCCUGUUUGAAAAUGAGGAGACGAAAAAGCAAAACAUUAACUAUGCGUGCAAAAAGUGUAACUUGGUAUUUCAAAGGUACUACGAGCUAAUACGGCAUCAGAAAAAUCACUGCUUCAAAGAGGAGAAUAAUAAAAAGUCUGCCAAGGCACAAAUCGCUGCAGCUCAAAUCGCGCAGAAUUUGAGCUCGGAGGAUUCUAAUUCUUCCAUGGAUAUACACCAUGUCGGAAUUUGUCCACCAGGCUCAGCAGUUGUUUCGCAAACCCUGUCAACGCCGGGCUCGGCAGCUCCCCUUUCGGGACAGUACACCCAGCAUUCAUUUGGCGCACUGCCCUCGCCACAGCAUUUGUUUGCAAAGUCUUCUUCGCUUACUGACUUCAGUCCAUCCACGACCCCCACGCCGCCGCAACGAGAACGCAGCAACAGUUUAGAUCACCCUCAACGACCUCCCAAGUUUGAUUGCGACAAAUGCGAGCUGAAAUUUAACCAAUCGGAAAAAUUGCGAGAGCAUCAACUAUUACACCUGAUGAAUCCAGGAAAUAUUUUUUCAGACGCAAGUCAGAACUCUAACCCUGAAGCCAAUUUCGGUCCCUUUGGCAGCAUUUUGCAAAGUCUACAACAAGCGGCGGCUCAACAGCAGCAGCUACAGCAUCAACCGCCGCCAACAAAAAAACGGAAAUACUCGGACUGCUCUUCCAAUGCUGAUGAAAUGCAGUCCCUGUCGGAGCUUGAGGCUUCACAAAAAAAGCACGAGUUCCUGUACAAGUAUUUUAUGCAGAAUGAAACGAGCCAAGAGGUAAAACAGCAGUUCCUCAUGCAACAACAACAAAAGAAAUUAGAACAAGGAAACGACUGCGAUUUUGAACUUGAUUUCCUAACUAACUUCUAUCAGCAGAGCGAAUUAAAAAAAGUCAGUAACUAUGACUUUUUACUACAGUACUAUCGCACACAUGAAGAGGCAAAAUCCAGCCAACAGCAUCUAUUUAGCUCCAGUAAAAAGCCUACCAUCGAGUUUCUACUUCAGUACUACCAACUUAAUGAGUCGAAAAAGUUUUUUCAGUUAGUUGCCUCGCCCCAAAUAAUUCCUGAUGUCCCAGGCUACAAGCCAUCCUCGCGAAUGCCAAAAUCCACUUCGGAUGAAGCCCCUUAUAUUGGAGAAACAUCAUUGGAGCAGGCAACAGAACUACAAAGAGAGAAACAAGAUGAACAACUACGCAUAGACAGGCCAAGCGAAGAAAACGAGUUAUCUAUGAACAAAAACAAAGUGGAAAAUAUUAAUAACAACAAUAUUGGCAUUCAUGUGGGCCAAAGCAAUUUAACCGCGACGAACGGCAUCCCUUCAGUUGAAACAAAAGACGAGAGUACGCAGGAAUCAUCAUUAAUUGCGAUAGAUAAUGAAAACAAGUAUCUAUGCGCGAGAUCCAAACAAAAAGAUGACAAGGAAAAGUCGCACUACUUACAUAAUCUUGAGGACUUCCUGGAUGCCACAAUGAUAGAGAACAACUCCCAGACUUUAACAUUUAAUGAUGACGAGAAAGCAUGCCAAAAAGAUGAACUUACUCAAAAUUCCAAUGCAAUUGAGAAGCGGUCCUCUGUGUCUCCGGUUAACGUUUCAUCCAAGCAAAAUAAGCGCUUACGAACAACCAUCCUUCCGGAGCAAUUGAACUUUUUGUAUGAAUGUUAUCAAUCCGAAUCAAAUCCAAGCAGAAAAAUGCUUGAAGAGAUAUCUAAGAAAGUUAACUUAAAGAAACGCGUAGUUCAAGUCUGGUUUCAAAAUUCACGGGCAAAAGACAAAAAAUCGCGGAAUCAGCGACAUUAUGCACACAUAUCUGACGAUAAUAGCUACGAUGGCUCUAGCGGGAAGGAGGCUUAUAGCGACCUAAGGUCCAACGGCAUAACCGUGGAUACGGACCUCGAAACAAAUCUACAGGACUGUCAGCUGUGUCAAGUCACCCAAGUCAACAUCCGAAAGCAUGCUUUUAGUGUCGAGCACAUUAGCAAAAUGAAGAAAUUGCUCGAACAAACCACCGAGCUCUAUGCACAGAGCAAUGGCAGUGGAAGCGAGGACAACGAUUCUGACAGGGAAAAACGAUUUUAUAACUUAUCAAAGGCAUUUUUGUUCCAACACGUUGUGACAAACGCGACAAGCCACUCUAUUCACACAGCUAGACAAGAUUCUGAUGCUAUUGCCGAAGGGAACUGUAUGCUUAACUAUGACACUAAUGGUGGCGAUUCCAAGAGUCAUGUCCAGCAUAAUUUACCUAACGAAGUCGUUUCUGAAGAUACGCGAAAAAUCGCUGGUAAUCAGGAACUUAUGCAGCAGCUUUUUAACCGAAACCAUAUCACCGUUAUAGGUGGAAAGUAAAUCUGAGUGUUUAUAUGGCCUUAUAACCGUGGAUAGUGGUUAAAAUGUAGGUGAGUUGAUAUACAUAUAGUUUUUUAAACCGUUAAACAUAUUCUACCUUGCAGACUACAGAAGGAAAAGUAUUUGCACACGCGAAAUAUGCGUACACUACGAAAAUACAAACAAAAAAAACCAACCAUACUACGAAAACUGAAAAGUUCCUAUUUUAAAGAGUUUACAAAAACAUUGACAUUCCAUCAAUCUACAGAUAUAUGUAUUGAAUUCUUGCGAAAACCUAUUCCAACAUUAGUAAGAAUCUCUUAAUUAUACGGAAGUGUUCCUAACUAUUCGAAAUAUAAAUUAGCAAUAAACUUAAGGUAUACACAUGCACACUUGAGGCAAUCCUUAACAAUUCAAGAUGGAGGGCGUUAUCUUGAUAAGUUAAAAUAACAAGUCGCUCCAAACAAAAAUAUGAUAUCAUAUAGAUACAUAUAUAAUGGAUUAGAUUUAGUGAAAUGUAAACUGAGUUCCUAGCAUUUGAUUGCUUUUGCCUUUGUUUUUAUAUUAGAAUGUAGCCAAUGAAUACUAAGAUCUGCUUCAGUAUGCCGACUAUAAAAGCUGAAAUAUAUACAUACGUGGUUCCUAUUUUAUUUAGAAACACUGUACAAUAUUAAAGAAAUUCAUAUUAUUUACGUCAUUCUUAUACUGAGAGAAUCGUGCCAAUAAUUUGUUCUUCAAAAAAUUCAAAUUCCGUAUGAAAAGAAAAAGGGAGAGCAGAGAGAAAAGGAAAGGGGCUUUAGUUAAAUCAUGAAUUUUGUUUCGACCUAUAUCACAGUUUCCUUGUUAAGUAAUUAUUAUGACGUAUUAAGCAAUUCAUUCACAGUUAAAAACUUAUUAAAUAAAUAUUUAUUUCCAAUCAUUUCUUUGUUUAUAACUUAAGUUUAAAAAACUAACUUCUGGGAGUAACAGGAGUUACUAUUUCACAAUUGUAUAACUUUUUCUCAAAUCUUCCAAUACAAAACAUAGAAUUUAAAGCAAAAACUCAGCUUGUUUGGUACGUUUACUUACAUGUAUAAUUUUAAAAUGUUCCUUGUCAUUGUAACUAUUAAUAAUUUGAAAGGACAAAUUUAGAUCAUAAACAGUUACAACAUUUUUAAACAAAAUAGUAUUUGACUGAUAAUUAAAAUUAAAAUAUACAGCCCUAUAUUUAUUUGAUUUUAUUCUGCAUUACGUACAUUUAUACGUACUAGUACUCGUUUAUGUAUAAGUUCAUUGUUAACCGCAACUAAAUAUAACAUAUGUUGCGAAACAUAAGAAUCUACUAAGAAGUUCCUAUAGAAUUUAAUAAAAAGAUAUACAAAUAUAUUUACUUGUAAGUUCAGGAAUACUAUAUAUGACAAGAUUUUCUGUUCGUCUCACCAUUAAUUAGCGACAGGCAAUUUAUGUAAAAAUAAUGCCGUAUGUCCAUUCUAAUAUUAGAAUAUUGCAAAUAUGUGAAUGUUUGAAAUCCCAUAAUCGGUUUGUAAAAGAAUUAUUUAAAUACAUAUGUACGUACUUAAGCCUUCACAAUUGCCAACAAGCACAGAUUUGCAUAAAUGGACAGAAUACCAUACUAACACCCGAUAACAUAUAUAUAUAGAUAUAUAUAUAUAUAUUAUUUAUAUAAUAUAUUUUACACAUUAUAUAUAUUUAUAUAUGUUUUCCAAAUUUAUGACUUCGAAAUAAUCGAUUUGAGUUUUUUUAAACAAUCUUAUUCAAAAUAUGAAUUCCAUAGGCAACAUCAAAAUAAUAUGAGAUUUUAAGAUGAUAUCAAAACUUACAUUGCUCAACUGAUAGACACCACACAUACCGAUGUAUGUACGUAUAAAUAUACAACAUAUCACAAAUAUUACUAAAAAAAAAAAACUUAACAACUAUUAUUUUCCCUUUGAAAAAUUUUUUAAAUCAGACAUUACAAGCAUAUUUAUUAUUUUUUUACAAAUUAGGCAUAUAUUUUGUGUGUUCCGAAAUACUAAACACAUUUUGCACAAUCGUAUGCUCUUAGUUUCUCAAUUGAAAUAAUAUUUACCAUAUGACAACAAAUGUUUCUUAUAUUUAGUAUAAGUAAACAAAAGCGUAUAAGUAAUUUUAUUGUCAACUUAUUAAUUAAUCAAAGUUACUACAAAUACUGGUAAAACUUACAAAAGUAGGAAGUAUAAAUAAAAAAUAUAAAGUUCCUAUAUAUUUAAUAAUUGGCAGAUGUGCAUAUAUUAUAAAAUUAUAAAUGAAUAAAAAUAUGAAACAGAAACACUUGUAUUUUCUUGCACCUAUGACAUCGAUGAAGACUUUUCAUAAUAACAGUAAUUUACGCGAUUUCUGAAAUACUAGAUUCUUCGAGAAAUAUGAAACAGAAUGGACCAAUCCAAUAAGGUCCGCCGUUCCGUAUUAACUUUAAGAUCUCGAGAACUGCGAAAAUAUGGUUGGCUAAAAAGAACACAUAAAAAUCUAUCAUUAAAGUCUACCAGUUUUUCUUAGUUCAAAGAAAGUCUGAGUAUUCAGCUUCUUCGCAGAGCGGCAAAUUUCUAACUGAAAUCAAUAAUGUCUCUAUAGGGGCUUAAUAAAAGAAAAAUUUGACAGUGGGACUUAAAUUUCUUUUUCGUGGCUAGAACACUUCCCUUUCCACCUCUUCUUUUGCUUCAGAAAAAAUUAACAUCUCUUUCAUCAAACAAGCAAGAAGUCAACCAGCGAUUUAUCUCAUACGGUAUAUAUAUUCUUGAUCAGGAUCAAUAGCCGAGUCGAUUUGGCAGUGUCCCUCUAUCCGUAUGAUCCCCUCGAUCUCAUGAACUAUUUAAGCUAGACAGUUAAGAUUAGACAUGAAGACUCCAGAGGCAAACACACAGCGAAAGUUUGUUUUGAAAUGUUGCUACGCCCUGUCUAGAUCUUGUCGUACAUGCGGACGAACAGACGGACAUGGCCAGAUCGACUCGGUUAUUGAUUCCGAUUAAGAAGAAUCGGAAUCGCUUCCUUCUACCUGUUCAUGAUUUUCAACGAAUUUAUUAUAGCUUUUUAGUCUAAAAGUAACGGGUAUAAAUAUAACAAGUAAAUACAACAAGGUGAGUCCAUAUACGGAAAUGGCCAGAUCGAUUCGAUUAUUGGUCUUAAUCUAAUAAAGAUAGCACUCCUGGAGCCAUACUUCACUGUCAUCCACAGCUUUAUACUUUAUAGGAUGGGGAACCCUUUCUUCUACCUGUUAAAUGAAUCGCGUACACCCUAAUACUCUGCGAGUAUCGACUAUAACAACAAAUGUAAAUCAACCUUGUAUAAAAAAAAUAUCCUAUUUUACUAUUUAAACAGUAUUUUUUCUAAUAUAUUCAUUUGUUUGUUAAGUUUGGUGUAUAAGGUAAGAAAUAACUCAAUAUAGGAGUUAAACCAUAGGAGUUGCUACAAUUAGGAAAUAAUUACAUGGGUCUUAAAAGCAUUUCAGUAGACACGGUUCUGAAAAGCGUUAACUAAAAACCAGAACACAUGCUUGCUUCGGCAAGGAACCUUACAGAAAUUAUACGCAAAACAUGUUUUAAAAUUGUGGCCGUAGCAGUGACACGAUGCCAGAUCGACAAAAUGUAUAUUUUUUAAUGUAUUUGUAUUUUUUUUUUUGUAUGUAUUUGUAUGUAUUUUGUAUGUAUUAAUGUAUUUUUUUUUUUUUUUUGAAUAUUGCAAAAAUGUAUAUUUUAAGAACAAAAACUGUUAUUAUCUAAAUCAACGAAAUAAUGAUACAUUUUUGAUUAACCUUCCGGCUUUACCUAUGGCAGCAACUUAAUAGCCAAAUUUUAUAAAACGACAAAGGUUCCACUAAAAGAAAAAGAAU
Drosophila simulans is the source of this 13086-nucleotide messenger RNA. RefSeq names its product zinc finger protein 2 (gene zfh2). The transcript has 12 exons. Gene Ontology annotation, molecular function: RNA polymerase II cis-regulatory region sequence-specific DNA binding; DNA-binding transcription factor activity, RNA polymerase II-specific. Gene Ontology annotation, biological process: regulation of transcription by RNA polymerase II. Lineage: Eukaryota; Metazoa; Arthropoda; Insecta; Diptera; Drosophilidae. Gene Ontology annotation, cellular component: nucleus. The record is from RefSeq and is a predicted model, not a curated record. The coding region runs from base 165 to 9263 and encodes 3032 amino acids.